Adineta steineri is the source of this 1350-nucleotide messenger RNA. NCBI's taxonomy places the organism in Eukaryota, Metazoa, Rotifera, Eurotatoria, Adinetida, Adinetidae. The record is from the annotation of a GenBank genome assembly.
AUGUUAAUAAAUGUCAAUGCUUCAAUAUGUCCAUCUGUUCGACAAACUAAAGCUAACGAAUGUUCUAAUCCGAAUGGUAAUACAUGUCUUUUCAUCGUUUGCGAAAAUGGUGGACAAUGUAUUGAUGAUCCAACAACUGCUGAUUGUUUUAAAUGUCAAUGUUCAUCUGGUUACACGGGAAAGAUGUGCGAUACUCCUCUGACUACUUUUCCUAGUAAAUGUAAUUCUGAAUGUCAAAAUGGAGGAAAAUGUGAAUUGAUAGCAGGAAAUAUUUAUGGAUGUGUAUGUCGUGAAGAAUUCACUGGUACUCAAUGUGAAACUUCUAUACUAAUUAAUCAUCCAUGCAUAACAAUGCCAACAAGUAUAUGUCAAAAUGGUGGUGUCUGUACAAUUCAUGGACUUGAUUAUCGAUGUAAAUGUGCAACCGGAUGGUCAGGCACUAAUUGUCAAACAAAAGACCUAAUAAGUUCAUGUAACCCGAGUCCAUGUGGUAUUCAUGGUACUUGCUUUGAAGUGGAUCUACCUAUCGGUCUGACAGCAUAUUGUACUUGUGAAAACCGAUGGACAGGAAAAUAUUGUGAUGUCAAUAUAGAUGAUGCGAAUUGUCCCACUGGAUAUUGUCUAGCAGGUGGAACCUGUAUAAUGAAUGGAAAUAUUCCAUACUGUAUUUGUCCACCCUUGUAUACAGGUCAGCAAUGUCAAUCUUUAGUUGAUGCUUUAGCAACUACUACGACUACGACUACGAGUACUACACCAAUAAUAAUAAAUGUAGGAAGUUGCUUAUCAAAUCCUUGUUUACAUGAAGGAACAUGCUUAACGGGCAGCAAUAAUUUCAUAUGUGUUUGCAAACUUCCAUGGACAGGAUUGACGUGUGCGAUCGAUGGUACUAUAACAACAAUUCCUAUUCUAACGACAACCACAACGGUUUCAACAACCAGUAGUGCAUGCUCUUCAAAUCCAUGUAAGAAUGGUGCAACAUGCUUGGGCAAUAAUGAUGCAUAUAGAUGUGUAUGUCCACCACUUUGGUCGGGUAUUGUCUGUGACCAAUUGUUAAUCACAGUUACAACAACAGAUAUAACUACUACCAUUACAUCAAAUUCAAUGACAUGUGCAAAUCAACCAUGUAAAAAUGGUGGAACUUGUGUUCCUGUUGGUAAUUCAUAUUCUUGUUUUUGUGGAUUAAGCACUAUUUAUAAUGGUAAAAAUUGUGAUUCAACUACACCAAUGACUACGAAUGAAUGUCCAUUAAACUGUGCACCUGGCCGUUGUAUAUUCUCUGGUUAUUCACAAAGACCAUAUGCUUGUUUAUGGAAUGGAAUUAUGCGUCCGUCAGAGGGUACUACUGGAUAA